CGGUCGCCUGGUUGCAUCCUUCCGUGAUGAUGCUGUUUCUGCUCUAGCGUAUUUUUCAUGACCGAUUUUAAUUACGGAUUUUUCGGAGAGGCCCGAAAGGGACUGGACCGACGUAUCAUCUGCAGAAGACACCAAAACAGUGUGGAAAUCGGGGCGAAGGACGGCGCAAAGGGGCCGUCGGGGCCCGGGAUCUCUCCGGCCUGAUGCGGAUGGAUGGUGCGCGGCGGCCCUUAACCUGAGUUAAAGAUAUCGCUUGCGUCUAAAACAGGAUUUGAUUCAUCCUUGUGGUUUCGUUGCAAACAAUUCGUCUCCAAAUCCAGAUUGGUGGAGAGAAGGAUAAUCGAGCUGGGACUCCCAGUCAUGGGCAACACGCCGGCCGCCAGGAGGGGAAACGAGAUGGAAAGCGUUAAAGAGUUCUUGGCCCUUGCCAGGGAAGACUUCCUCAGGAAAUGGGAGAAUCCCGCUCAGAAUACCGCAGCUCUGGAUCAGUUUGAUUUGCUCAAGACUCUGGGAACAGGCUCGUUUGGCCGUGUGAUGCUCGUGAGGCACCGGGAGAAUAGCCAGCACUACGCUAUGAAGAUCCUCAACAAGCAGAAGGUGGUAAAGUUGAAGCAGAUUGAACACACGCUUAAUGAGAAACGCAUCCUGCAGGCUGUCAGUUUUCCUUUUAUAGUACAACUUGAGUACUCCUUUAAGGACAACACUAACCUGUACAUGGUGAUGGAGUAUGUACAGGGAGGAGAGAUGUUUUCACACUUGCGCAGGAUCGGCAGGUUCAGUGAACCUCAUGCUCGGUUUUAUGCAUCUCAGAUAGUUCUGACGUUUGAGUACCUUCAUGCUCUGGAUCUCAUCUACAGAGAUCUGAAACCAGAAAACCUCCUCAUCGACCAGCAGGGCUACAUACAGGUGACAGACUUUGGCUUUGCAAAGCGUGUUAAAGGUCGCACAUGGACGCUGUGCGGCACGCCUGAGUACCUGGCCCCGGAGAUCAUCCUGAGUAAAGGUUAUAAUAAAGCAGUGGACUGGUGGGCUCUGGGUGUGCUUGUGUACGAGAUGGCAGCUGGGUAUCCUCCAUUUUUUGCAGAUCAGCCAAUCCACAUCUAUGAGAAGAUCGUCUCAGGAAAGGUGCGCUUUCCCUCACACUUCAGUUCAGAUUUAAAGGAGCUUCUGCGCAACCUGCUGCAGGUCGACCUCACCAAGCGCUAUGGCAACCUGAAAAAUGGUGUCAACGACAUCAAAGGGCACAAGUGGUUCUCCACCACUGACUGGAUUUCCAUCUACCAGAAGAGGGUUGAGGCUCCAUUUAUCCCUAAGUGCAGGGGUCCAGGGGAUACCAGCAACUUUGAUGACUAUGAGGAAGAGGAGAUCCGAGUGUCCCUCACUGAGAAGUGUUCUAAAGAGUUUGCCGACUUCUAGCGCAGCCAGGCGUGAUGAGCAAGCGAGAAUUAGCAUGAUGGAUGUAUUUUUAUGUGUGUAGAAUCAGUGCAAGCAGCUUAAAGGAGUACAGUGACGAGCCAAAAGGACAGACACAGUUGCCUUUGCCAUCCCGUUUAAUCGUUCAUGUUGAUCACAUUUAUUGUUGCUCUUUUACUUCUGUCUACAUGCGGUUCGUCACAGCGACAGGGACGCAUUCAAUGAGUCCUCACCUCAGGAGAGCUCGACUCCGCCCGGCAUCUUCACCACAGACUGUUGUGACAUAUUUUAAAGCUUUGUGUUUCUUUUUAGGCCUGUGUGUUGCUGUACUGGUUUAAUGCAUUGAAAGUAUGAUGAUGAGAAAAAGCCAUGAUUCUGUAAUGUUUAUAGUUGAGUAUAGAGCUUAUUAUUAUUAUUAUUAUUAUUAUUAUUAUUAUUAUUAUUAUUAUUAUUAUUAUUAUUAUUUGUCCCUGGAUCUGCCUGCAUCUCAGCAUUGGUCUCUAAAGUGUUAUGUACAGAAAAUGUGCCAUGAGCCAGAGCUCUUCGACAGAGCUUGAUGGUAGUUAGUCGAUUAAUGUAUAUGAGUCUGCUGAAGUUCAGGAGCAUGUGCACUCCGUGCCCUUUAAAACGUGAGGAGGUUACAGAGAACAAAACCUGACAUUACACUUUCAUUUACAUUUUUUUCCUGAAGGGAUUUGUGUUUUUGUUGGUUAACCGCUGUUUCCGUGCUGCUGGAGAAUAUAUCAGGAAUGUUAAAAGUUAAGUUUCAAUGCUUCCGCUCUACAAGCUGACUCUACAAACUCAUUGCUGGGUGUAAAUUCGAUAUGGCGUAUUGAUCAGAAAAUGAAUGAAAACUUUUUAUUUGUAUCAGUUGUGAUGUCACAGUCGCCCAACCAUUGGCUAUUUCUGCAAGAUUUCCAUAAAAAAGAGACAUUUUUGCUGUUUUAUGCUGCUUUCACACUUUCACACUGUUACAUUUAAUUUAAUUUAAGAAAAAACUGAACACAUCACAUUUUUGUUUUGUUUUUACAUGAUGAUGGGUCAGUAUUGUUUACAGCUGGAACUCUGAUGGUAUGUGAAUGAAUUAACAUACAGGAAAGUAACUGAUCAGAUAUAAAAGCACCUUUUGUGCUGAUAUGAAAAAAGGGAGUUAGAAAAUAUGCACACAGUAAACAAUGUUCCUAAUAGUAGUGGCUAACUAGCCUAGCUUGCACUCUAGAUUUUUUAUUAUCACCCAUGUAGAUGGAACUCUGAUUGGUGUGAAUCUGGAGAUGAGGGGGUUGUUUGAAUUUGCUGUAGCUUUGGAGUCAGAAAAUCAUGAGAAUAUUCUUUAAAGUCACCACCAACUAGCAUCCUGAUUGGUCUCACAUUGGGUGCUUGAUGUGACUCAGUGUUUUUCUGAAAUUCUUUUGAAAUUAUGUUGUGACCAGAAAACAUUAAAGGCAGCUCUUUUUUAACAUUGCUGAAUUCUGCCUGCCUUGCUGAUGGAUUACAUGUAAAAUAUGCACUGACGGAUUGAGAAAAAAUAGUGUGAAAGCAGCCUGAUUUAUUUACUUAUUAAGCAAUAUUUUAAUGAAUUGUGUAACACUGUGGGCUGUCAACAUUCAAAUAACACUGAGUGGCAAUCAGAUCAGUGUCAUCAAUCACAGCUCAUGUAUACAGAACUAGCGCUCUAGCUUGGAGGAUGAACCUGUUAGUCCUCACCAUCCCGGAUUGUUAAUUGGAGACUCAGUGGAAAUUUGAUAUGAAAAUUCAAUUGUGCUAUGUUUGUGCCUUCAGAAGAAACUUUUGUGCUAUUUUACGUCUUAAAUUUAAGCGAUAGUAUGUUGUUUUAAAUCUGCGCUGUCACUCUUCAAUAUUUUGGUGCAAUUAGAAUGUUGUGUUGAUGGUUUGCUGAAUGGUGUGAUUCACUUUUUUAAGUUAACAAAUUGAGAAAUAAGAGCACAAAUGUCUGAAUGCGCAAUGGUACAGUAGUGCUAGUGGACAAAACUCUUUUGGUGCGAAUUGGCUGAAUGACGUUAAGAAUUGUAAUUUUUAACGGCUAAAUCUUUUGAACACAAUAUACUGGAACAGUGAACAGUGUUUGCUUUAUAAAGGAGUUUUUACAUUGAAACUUUUAAGGGUCUGUUUUAACCUGGUAUCCUGCUCAUUUUAAGCAGAGUUUAGAAACGACUUAAGACUUCAGUGGCUCAAGUGCACCACGAACAGAUUGCUGUUUUUAUUUGUUUUCUCUUUAUAUAUUGGACUGCUCUAAUCUCACCAUUUAGUGAGGAGACAAAAAGCAUGACUGAUGUGAAGAUCCAUCCAGUUAUCCUCAGGUUAUCCACAAAAUCACAACAGCAUUCCAGUCAGGUCUGUCUGCAGAUCCCAGACUACAGAAGGUGUAUGUUUGAGUGUAUUUGUGUAAAUUCAGUGAUUUUAGUAGAGCAACACUGAGUGGGCCAUAGAUGUGAAGGUGGGCGUGUCUUUGAGUCAAUAUAUAGAAAAGCCUUCAAAAAAAAAAUUUUCUUGGUCCACUGGAUAACAGAAACUAACCUGUCAGUAUAUACUGACAGGAUGUUUACACCAUAUUUAUAAAUGUUUCUUAUUUAUCUGAGAGAACCAAUGAUUUGUACUAUUUUUUUUUAAUUCUGUAUGAAACUCAAGCAUUUGAAUAGUGUUCAUGCUUGGGUUCAUAUGGCUUUAUGACAUGCCCAUUGGUUUGCAGACAGAUCUUCCUCCACGAGCAGGAAUGUGUGGGAGGGGAAAUGAGCAGUAGACUGAAAGAGAGUGAGAUGGUGAGGAUGCACUUAGUAUUUUCCAUGUGUUAUUUACAUUCAGGUGCCCAAGUAAAGCAAUUUGACUUGCAUUUGAAUGAUUGUGAGAGGACAAGUCCAAUGACAUGCCAAAAUGAGCAACUUUCUACCGUUUCAUUUCGAACCUUGGCUCUCCUGAGUCUCAGCUCGUUGGCUGUACAUCUUUCUUCCCUUUUAUAAACUCCAUAAAUCAUUUCCUUAGCUGGUAAAGUAUGUUCUUCCUCGGCAGACGGGUAAAGUGAAACUGGCUUCUUCUCUGAAUUUUGUAAUGCACAAGUAGGUUAACUCUUCAAAUUCUACAGCAUCAUUUACUAACUGAAGACAUGGCGGAAAAAAAAAUA
Messenger RNA from Tachysurus vachellii, 4549 nucleotides. RefSeq names its product protein kinase, cAMP-dependent, catalytic, alpha, genome duplicate b (gene prkacab). The transcript is spliced from 10 exons. Lineage: Eukaryota; Metazoa; Chordata; Actinopteri; Siluriformes; Bagridae. Gene Ontology annotation, molecular function: protein kinase A regulatory subunit binding; cAMP-dependent protein kinase activity; ATP binding. The record is from RefSeq and is a predicted model, not a curated record. Gene Ontology annotation, biological process: peptidyl-serine phosphorylation. Gene Ontology annotation, cellular component: cAMP-dependent protein kinase complex; nucleus. Bases 361 to 1416 code for a protein of 351 amino acids.